This is a messenger RNA of Mercenaria mercenaria, 2450 nucleotides long. Its product is annotated as perlucin-like protein. The record is from RefSeq and is a predicted model, not a curated record. NCBI's taxonomy places the organism in Eukaryota, Metazoa, Mollusca, Bivalvia, Venerida, Veneridae. The coding region runs from base 95 to 712 and encodes 205 amino acids. The transcript has 6 exons.
UUAGGUUUCGUUUUAAAUGAGGUAUCUAACACAACAUUUAUAGUUGCUAACUUAACAUUCAAAGCAGAGCCAGGAAAACGUUGUUUUUUUAAAUAUGAUUUUCAUCAGCGCGCUGAUCUUCUGUGGAUUUCUGUCUUGUACCAUCGCAAAGGACUCAUGUUACAACAAGACGGAUUAUGAGUUCUACAUUGUGCAAAAUCUCGUAGAUGAUGUUCAGAAAAGAAUAAAAUCUCUGAAAGAAAAUCUAAACGCGGCAGUUAAUGCACAAUGUCCAAAUACGACUUGCCCAAACACAACUUGUCCGGACGGAUGGGUGUCCUAUAAAGGGUCAUGCUAUUUGUUCGAGAAUGGCCAAUCUCGCACCUUUCAAGAAGCAAGGAUCUUUUGUCUGAAUUUUGGCGCUGUCUUGGCGUAUGUGACCGAUGAAACGGAAAACAAUUUUAUCCGCGGAAUGCUUGAACGCUUGAAGCCAAGCGCUUGGUUUAUAAGCUUGACAGAUCAGGGCACUGAAGGUGUCUGGAAAUGGGUUGACACAAACACCAUCGAAGGAUAUACUGCGUGGUCUUCAGGUCAGCCCCAGGGUGCUAGACGAGAAAACUGUGCUGCUUAUGUGGAUUCAGAUUCUUUCCGCUGGCACGACGCUCCUUGUUCUGCAAAAUAUCCUUCAAUUUGCAAAAAAAAAGAACUUCUGAAGGUUCACAAACGUAACUGAAUGUAUGUAUGUUUGCAUAAAAUAGUGUGGUUUACAGAGAUCUUGAAUAAGUGGCGGAUGUGCAAUUGUUUCUGUAUGCCUGUGUGUAGGCUUGUUUUGUCCCGAAAUGUUGUAGUUAUUGUAUUGAAAACAUGAGUUAAACAACAGUGUGCAUAGUUAACUGGAAUAAGACAAUGCAAUAACGUAUUUUUCUCAAACUGAAUAUAAAAAUAAUAUCUUAUAAAUGAUUAACCUAUAUAAUGCUUUUCUGUCUGUUUAUUCAAUACUCUUCAAAUAUUCCCAAUCGCUAUAUCAUUUUGAGAAUAAUGUUUUCCCGUACAAGCUCUUUUGAAUGUAACAAGUCGAGAAAAACCUGGAUUCCCUGUAAAAGCCCUUUUGAAUAUAACACGUCAAGAAGAACCGGGAUUCCCUGUACAAGCCCUUUUGAAUAUAACACGUCAAGAAGAACCGGGAUUCCCUGUACAAGCUCUAUUGGAUGUAACAAAUCAAGAAGAACCUGGUUUCCCUGUACAAGCUUUAUUGAAUGUAAUACGUUGUGGAAAACCUGAUUUCCCUUGUCAAACGCUAUCGAAUGUAAAUCGUGGUGAAGAACCUUGUUACGUUACACAACCCUAGUGAAUUUAACAUGAGAAGACGAUCCGGUUACUCUGUGCAAGCUCUAGUGAAUGAAAUAGGUCAUUGACAUGAAGAUCCUGGAAACUCUGUACAAGCUCUUUUCCAUUUAAUACAUUGUAUGUCGAUUGAGCCUGGUUUUUAUGUACAAGCAAGCUCUAUUUAAUAUAAUAUGAUGAGAAGAUAUGGUAACUCUGUACAACCACUAUUCAAUGUAAUAUGACGAGAAGAGACUGGUUACUCUGUACAAGCACUAUUCAGUUUAAUAUGUCGAGAAGAGCCUGAUAAUCCUUUACAGGCUCUAUUCAAUGUAAUAUGUUAAGAAGGGUCUGGUUGCUAUGUACAGGCUCUAUUCAGUGUAGCAUGUUGGGAAGAAACUUGUUACUCUGAAAAGCUCUUUUAAAAGGAGCCUAUGAAGAAAAACGUGGUUUACCUGAACAAGCUGUUUGUAAUGUAAUAUGUUGAGAAGAACAAGGUUACCUUGCAGAAGCACUGUUCAAUGUAAUGUCUCGAGAAGAACCAGGUUACCCUGCACACAAUCUAUUCAUUGUAACAUGUCGAAUGGUUUCUGGUAACCCUACAAAAGCUGUAUUCAAGGUCUUUCAAUGUAAUAUGUCGAGAGGAAAUUGGUAUUUUGUACAAACUGUAUUAAAUGUAACAUUUUGAGAAGAACCUGGUUACCCUGCACAAGUGCUAUUGAAUUUUGAAAAAAAAAAUCUUAUUUUAUCUAGAUAUAAUGGUAAUGUGUUACAAAAAAGGUCCUCCAUUAAGACAACCAUCAUAAUGUUGCCGAUUUCCUAAUGCGUUACCUUGAGAGAAUCAAAGUAGUAAUAGCAGUAAACAGUAGAAGACGAGCACAGGUGCCAAAUCUGAACAUUUACUUACUAACAGAAACACCUUCGCAAAAAGAUUCUAAUAUGAUAAAAUUCAAUUCUACAUCCCAAGUGAGGAGAGGAUUCUAAACUAUGAAGGAUAAGGGCCACGUAAUCAACCAUUUUAUUUUGAAUAAAAUGAUUGUCAGUGAACUGUGUUAUGUCUUGUUGUUAACAGUACACGUAUUGUGAUCUAUUAUGAACUGCUAUUAGAAGGACCAUAAAGAAAUAAAGCUAUUCGUAUUUGCAAUGUU